AUGCAAAAUAUUACUCAAAACGUUUGUUUGGUAGUCCUCCUGGUUUCGAUGGCAACAUGCAAAAUGGUUCGGGUGCACCAGGAAGUAGAGGAACCGAAUCUAGCUCAAAAACCAACUAGUGCUGUUUUUCGUUCUGAUGGUGAUGAUUGUGGUGAUGAUGUUGUUUGUGGUACUUGUAAUUCUUGUAAUGCUGGUCAUUGUGCUGGUGUUGAUUGUGCUGCUUGA
This is a messenger RNA of Adineta steineri, 225 nucleotides long. Lineage: Eukaryota; Metazoa; Rotifera; Eurotatoria; Adinetida; Adinetidae. The record is from the annotation of a GenBank genome assembly.